AUGGGGUCAAUGCGGGCGUCUCCAUUGCCGCUUCUUGCCUCCUCCAUCUUCUUCUUCUUCUUCUUCUUGCUGCUGCCGCUGCUGUGCUCCCCGGUCGCGGCCGAUGGGGGAACCACGCCGACCGUGGCCUCUCCCCCUUCUUCCGCGGUGGCUGCAGGCGCUGCCGUCGGCGACCUCGCCUCCUCUAACGGCGGCGCCGCCGUGCCUCCGGCGGCUGCGCCAGCUGCUCCCCUUGUGGAGGUGAAGCACCAUCAUUUACGCAGGGAGCUUAUCAUCGCCAUCGCCCUUGCCUCCAUUGCCGGCGUGGCAAUCGUCCUGGCCGCCCUGUAUGCCGGCAUCGUGUGGCAGCGAUAUCGCCGAGCCCCGGAUGAUUUCAAGGACACCCAGAGCACAGAUACUGCCAGGAUUGCAUUGGUGCCCAUCUUGAACAACUUCAACUCAUUCAAGUCUAGCAAGAAGUGCCUCGUGGCGAUGAUGGAGUACACCUCGUUGGAAAAGGCGACGGGGAAUUUCAGCGACACCAACGUGCUCGGAGUCGGCGGGUUCGGGUGCGUGUACAAGGCCAAUUUUGAUGGAGGGUUUGUCGCUGCCGUGAAAAGGUUGGGGGGUGAGGAUCAGGAGUACGAGAAGGAAUUUGAGAAUGAGCUAGAUUUGCUUCAGAGGAUUCGGCAUUCAAAUAUAGUGUCCCUUGUGGGCUUCUGCAUUCAUGAGGAUAACCGCUUCAUCGUGUAUGAGCUAAUGGAGAAUGGAUCAUUGGAAACACAGCUUCAUGGCCCAUCACAUGGAUCAGCUCUAAGUUGGCACAUCCGGAUGAAGAUUGCUCUUGACACAGCAAGGGGAUUAGAAUAUCUUCAUGAGCACUGCAGUCCACCAAUUAUCCACAGGGAUCUGAAGUCAUCUAACAUACUUUUGGAUUCAGAUUUCAAUGCCAAGAUUUCAGAUUUCGGCCUUGCAGUGUCAAGUGGAAAUCGCAGCAAAGGUAAUCUGAAGCUUUCCGGAACUUUGGGGUAUGUUCCUCCUGAGUACUUAUUAGACGGGAAGUUGACAGAGAAGAGCGAUGUAUAUGCGUUCGGAGUAGUACUUCUUGAGCUUUUGUUGGGAAGGAGGCCAAUUGAGAAGAUGGCCCCAUCUCAAUGCCAAUCAAUUGUUACAUGGGCCAUGCCUCAGCUGAUUGACAGAUCAAAGCUCCCAACCAUAAUUGACCCCGUGAUUAAGAACACGAUGGACCUGAAGCACUUGUACCAAGUUGCUGCAGUGGCUGUGCUCUGUGUGCAGCCAGAACCAAGUUAUAGGCCACUAAUCACAGAUGUGCUCCACUCUCUGAUUCCCCUGGUGCCCAUGGAGCUCGGAGGGACACUGAGGGCCACCUUGGAAUCGCCUCGCGUAUCACAACAUCGUUCUCCCUGCUGAGAAAUAAAUAAAAAGAGAGAUAUGAUCAGAACAUGGUGAUACAGUGGGCUUGCACCAUCCAAAUGUUUCAGAUAGCUUGUGGUGUUGAGUGCAGAUUAUUGUUUGUCACUCCAGUAGUCCAGUUGCCUUCCUUGGUGCUUGUCUGAGGAUGUGUUCCCCAGCCUUGUGACCCACCUAUACUUGUUAGUUGGAUCGAUAGAGAGUUUUCAGGUUUGUGGAGAAGAGGAUCACACAUCUGAUACUCCUUGCUGUAUAGAGAAUUCAUCUGUACUUCCCCCCUUCCUUUUUCUUUUUUCAUUGGCUCGAAAAAACUGCUGUAUAGAUUAAAUAUUUUCAUACAAUGAAAGAAAUAUUUGCCCCA
Molecule: messenger RNA, 1771 nt
Organism: Lolium rigidum
Lineage: Eukaryota; Viridiplantae; Streptophyta; Magnoliopsida; Poales; Poaceae
Product: probable receptor-like protein kinase At1g80640
Exons: 10
Coding region: 1-1410 (469 amino acids)
Biological process (GO): protein phosphorylation
Molecular function (GO): protein kinase activity; ATP binding
Source: RefSeq, a predicted model, not a curated record